CGCUCUUGAGUUCACAUUGAUUCGUCAGUUUUGCGAUCAUUCAGCAUCAUGCCUGAACCAGCCAAGUCCGCGCCUAAGAAGGGCUCCAAGAAGGCCGUCACGAAGACCGCCGGUAAGGGAGGAAAGAAGCGCAGAAAGUCCAGGAAGGAGAGCUACGCCAUCUACGUGUACAAAGUGCUGAAGCAGGUUCAUCCUGACACCGGCAUCUCCUCCAAGGCGAUGGGCAUCAUGAACUCUUUCGUCAAUGACAUCUUCGAGCGCAUCGCCGGUGAGGCGUCUCGUCUCGCUCACUACAACAAGCGCUCCACCAUCACGUCGAGAGAGAUCCAGACCGCCGUGCGUCUGCUGCUGCCCGGUGAGCUGGCCAAACACGCCGUGUCUGAGGGCACCAAGGCCGUCACCAAGUACACCAGCUCCAAGUAGAGUCCCCGAGACUCUCACAGACCCAAAGGCUCUUUUAAGAGCCACCCAUCUACUCCGAUAAAAGAGAUUCUGAUGAUUGAAAUUAUUUAAGUGGUAAGAAGUUGUCACUUCUGCUUUACUGUAUCUCAGUUUGUUUAUAAGUGUUUUGCAUAUUGAAAGUUUAAUACUUUAAUCAGCCAAGAUGUGACUAGUAGACUAAUCCUAUUCUCAGUUUCAAUCACGUGCUUGUGAGUUUAUUCAAAAUUGCUGCUAAUUAUAAGUUCUGAAAAGAUCUAUGAAAAUACAUCUAGAAACUUUUCCUUCGA
Molecule: messenger RNA, 728 nt
Organism: Ctenopharyngodon idella (grass carp)
Lineage: Eukaryota; Metazoa; Chordata; Actinopteri; Cypriniformes; Xenocyprididae
Product: histone H2B-like
Exons: 1
Coding region: 49-423 (124 amino acids)
Cellular component (GO): nucleosome
Molecular function (GO): DNA binding; structural constituent of chromatin; protein heterodimerization activity
Source: RefSeq, a predicted model, not a curated record